Molecule: messenger RNA, 1863 nt
Organism: Dioscorea cayenensis subsp. rotundata (Guinea yam)
Lineage: Eukaryota; Viridiplantae; Streptophyta; Magnoliopsida; Dioscoreales; Dioscoreaceae
Product: cytochrome P450 90B2
Exons: 8
Coding region: 84-1529 (481 amino acids)
Biological process (GO): sterol metabolic process
Molecular function (GO): oxidoreductase activity, acting on paired donors, with incorporation or reduction of molecular oxygen; iron ion binding; monooxygenase activity
Source: RefSeq, a predicted model, not a curated record
UACAAAGAGAGUUUCCUCUCAUCCUCCAUCCUUUCACUACAAAAAAAAGAAAGAAAAGAAGUUAUAAACUAAGCUAAAGCUUCAUGUCUUCUCACAUGGAGCUCCUCCUCCUUCUUUCUCUUGCACUAAUAUCCCUCUUCUUAUUCUUCACUCUCAUCAAAUGUAGAAGAAGAAGAGCCAAACUUCCUCCGGGAACCUCCGGUUAUCCGUUUAUCGGCGAAACAUUCGCUUAUCUCAAACCUCACAAAGCCACCUCCAUAGGCCACUUCAUGAAGCAACACAUGUCAAGAUAUGGGAAGAUAUAUAGAUCGAAUCUUUUCGGUGAACCGACGAUAGUUUCUGCUGAUCCUGGGUUAAAUAGGUUCAUUCUUCAGAAUGAGGGGAGGUUGUUUGAGUGUAGCUAUCCAAAGAGCAUAGGAGGAAUACUUGGCAAGUGGUCUAUGUUAGUCUUGGUUGGAGAUAUGCAUAGAGACAUGAGAAUGAUCUCUCUUAACUUCAUGAGCAGUUUGAGACUUAGGUUGUUUCUUCUUCCAGAGGUUGAGAGGCACACUCUUUUAGUUCUUAAUUCUUGGAAAGAAGGCUCCUCUUUCUCAGCUCAAGAAGAAGCCAAGAAGUUUACUUUUAAUUUGAUGGCAAAGAACAUCAUGAGCAUGGAUCCAGGAGAAGCAGAAACUGAGAAGUUGAGAUUGGAGUACAUAACAUUCAUGAAAGGAGUGGUGUCUGCCCCUUUGAACUUUCCUGGAACUCCAUAUUGGAAAGCUUUGAAGUCGAGAUCGAGCAUUCUUAGUGUUAUCGAGCGGAAAAUGGACGAAAGAAUCAAGAUCAAGGCGAGCACCGACGAUGACGGUGAGGAUAAACCCGAAGAAGAUGAUUUACUUAGCUGGGCUUUGAAUAAUUCCAAUUUAUCAAAAGAACAGAUCCUUGAUCUUUUGCUUAGCUUGCUCUUUGCUGGCCAUGAAACUUCAUCCAUGGCCUUGACCUUAGCCAUCUUUUUCCUUGAAGGUUGUCCUAAAGCUGUUGAAGAACUAAGGGUUGAGCACCAUGAGAUUAAUAGAAAGAAGAAGGAAAGAGGAGAGAUUGGAUUGAACUGGGAUGACUACAAGCAAAUGGAGUUCAGCCAAUGUGUCAUUAAUGAAACACUGAGGCUUGGAAAUGUUGUCAAUUUUGUGCAUAGGAAGGCUCUUAAGGAUGUUCAAUAUAAAGGAUUUGAUAUUCCGAGUGGAUGGAAAGUGCUACCAGUGUUUGCUGCAGUGCACUUGGAUCCUUCAUUGUAUAGUGAUCCUCAAGAGUUUAAUCCAUGGAGAUGGCAGAAGAGCUCUUCAAGCACAAGUAAUACAAACAACUUCAUGCCAUACGGAGGAGGACCACGUUUGUGUGCAGGAUCAGAGCUUGCAAAGUUAGAAAUGGCAGUGUUUUUGCACCACCUUGUGUUGAACUAUCAAUGGACACUUGAUGAGCCUGAUUGUCCACUUGCUUAUCCUUAUAUUGAUUUCCCAAAAGGGUUGCCAAUUAAGGUGCAUAGAAUAUAACAUUAUUGAGAUAUAUCUUUGUUCAAAUUGAAGGUCAUUAAUGGUUGAUGAAAAUUAUUAAAAAAAAAAAAAAAUACAAGAGAAGUAGUAGUACCAAAAUUAUAUGACAAGCUUCAUUGUAGCUUGUGGCCAUUUAUGUAUACAUAGGCCAAAGAAUGAGUUCAAUUUAGUCUUCAAUGUAUACAUGUUAUUUGUGUUGAUUAUUAUAUGAUCAUGUUUCAAGCAAGGGAUAGAGAUGUACAUCUUGGAGAGCUGAUGGUGCUCCUAGUUUAGUUUGGUUUAGUUUUUUGUUUUUUUUCUUAUGAAAUGGUAUUUUCUUAUCUUGGUUUUGUUU